CGUGGUUGAAAGUGAGGUGUGCGCCGCAUGCGUUGCGGACACUUAGCAAUGCCAAAAUUGAGAUUCCGCGAGUGUCAUAUGUAAAAAGGUGUAGAAGGGAAUUAAGUUACUUCAAGUGCAAUCACGCAAGGUACAUGUCAACAUGUGAGGAAAGCAAGCCGCACUGUAAUAUGGGUACGAUUGGUCAUGUAGAUCAUGGGAAGACAACUCUUACAGCGGCUAUAACUAAAGUCUUGGCAGAGCAAGGCAGUGGCGGCACUAAGUUUGUGUCUUAUGACCAGAUUGAUAAAGCUCCUCAAGAGAAGGCAAGAGGAAUUACAAUAAAUUCUACAUACGUCCAUUAUGAGACUGAAUUUCGACAUUACGCCCACACUGAUUGCCCUGGACACAUUGACUAUGUUAAAAAUAUGAUUACAGGAACUUCUCAAAUGGAAGGGGCAAUUCUCGUGGUAGCUGCAACUGAUGGCACUAUGCCGCAGACAAGGGAACAUGUGCUCCUAGCAAAACAAAUAGGUGUUGACCAUAUUGUGGUCUAUAUUAACAAAGCCGAUGUCGCAGACAAGGAGCUGUUGGAAUUAGUAGAACUGGAAGUAAGGGACUUGUUGACAGAGUAUGGUUUUGAUGGAGAUGCGGUGCCUGUUAUAUAUGGAUCUGCACUGAAAGCAUUAAAUGGGGAUGAGAGCGACAUUGGCAAGCCAUCCAUACUCAGACUUAUGAAGGCUGUGGACAGCUUCGUGCCUACUCCCACGAGGAAUGUAUCUGGGCCUUUCAUUUUGCCGGUGAAAUCUCUGCUUAACGUACCUGGCAGGGGGACUGUGGCUAUUGGCACCCUUCUUCAGGGAAGCAUAACCAAAGGAGCAGAGGCGAGUCUUCUUGGAUUUGGAAAUGAAAUUCGGACAUUUAUAGCUGAUCUCCAGGUCUUUAAGAAAUCUGUGAAUAGCUGUCAAGCAGGAGACAACCUGGGUGCUUUGUUGAGGAAUGUUAAAAUGGAAAUGGUACUCAGGGGCAUGUUUGUUGUACCACCGGGCUCUUUUAAACAAACCGACUGUUUCCAGGCGAAGAUCUAUAUCUUGACUAAGUCAGAGGGUGGUCGUAGCAAACCCCUGACAGACAAUUACAUUCAGAUGAUUUUCUGCAACACCUGGAAUAUUGCUUGCUGCUUGAAGUUGCCGUCUGAUAAGAGCAUGUUGAUGCCUGGUGAUACGACUACUACAAACAUUUUACUCAGAAAGCCAAUGUUGGUUAUGCCUGGUCAAAGGUUUACAAUCCGUGAAAAUCAGAUCACGGCCAUUACUGGAAUCGUUACAAAACUGUUACCUAAAACAAAUGAGGAGAUUGUAGGUUUUAACUACAGUCGUCCGCAAACGUAUCGCGUGGAAGGAAAUGCUUGGCUAGUACAGAAAAAAAGAGGAGCCAGGUAGUCUUAAAGAACACUGGUUACUUAGGACUUUGACAAGUUCCCUUUAUUUGCAUGAAGAUUUUUCAGACCUUGUCUCAGUCACGUGUAUAAGUGACACUGUGUAUAAAUGCAUGUUGUCCAGCUAAUUAUCAUGAAUUGAAAGCCCUUAGAAAACAGAAUAAAAUAAAACAUAGUCAAGUAAAUCUGUUUUGCAGAUUUUUAUACACCCUCACCAUUAGGUAUAUUAUGUUAUAUAGCGAUUUUG
This is a messenger RNA of Liolophura sinensis, 1664 nucleotides long. Its product is annotated as putative elongation factor Tu-like protein. The transcript has a single exon. Gene Ontology annotation, cellular component: mitochondrion. Lineage: Eukaryota; Metazoa; Mollusca; Polyplacophora; Chitonida; Chitonidae. Gene Ontology annotation, biological process: mitochondrial translational elongation. Bases 135 to 1421 code for a protein of 428 amino acids. The record is from RefSeq and is a predicted model, not a curated record. Gene Ontology annotation, molecular function: GTPase activity; translation elongation factor activity; GTP binding.